Molecule: messenger RNA, 5246 nt
Organism: Rhododendron vialii
Lineage: Eukaryota; Viridiplantae; Streptophyta; Magnoliopsida; Ericales; Ericaceae
Exons: 4
Coding region: 939-4877 (1312 amino acids)
Source: RefSeq, a predicted model, not a curated record
AGCUGCUCUCUUUCUCUCUCCUUUUCAGAGAUUUUUCCUUCUUUCUUGGGUUUCCUCCAGUUUUUCUCUAUCUUUUGUGGGUUUUUUUUUCUUCUCUAGAACCAGUUUGAUUCACCUAUCUUUGGUAUUCUUCUUGAAAAUUUGCUACUUCUGUUUCCUACUUCUAUUUUGGUAUUCUUCGUGAAAAUUUCUUGUGAUAAUUUAUUCGGUUUUGUAUUGUGGGUUUUCUUCUUUUUUAUUGCUCCUAAGGACGAAAGCUGCUCUCUUUCUCUCCCCUUUUCUGAUUUUUUUUCUUUUUUCUUUCUUGGGUUUUCUUCAGAUUUUCUCUCUCUUUUCUGUUGGUUUUUCUAGACCCAGUUUGAUUCGCCUACCGUUGGUAUUCUUCUUGAAAAUUUCAUAACUAGAUAUGUACAUACAUGUUUCUUGUACGUAUGUGUACAUUUUGGAGUGGGAAUGGGCACUGAGGAAGUUUGAAUGGUGAAGUUUUCGCGUGAUUUCAUGAUCUAUUCUCUCACCGUGUUUCUUGUGUUUGGCUCUUCAAGUCUUUUGACGGACUUCGCUUUUGGGAGUCUUUUUUUCCCCCUAUUUACUUUCCAUUAUGUGAAUAAACAAAGAAAUCUGGUCUUUGUUAUCUAGGGUCAUUUCCACUGUUCACUCAGACGACCAAAGCAUUUUUAGGCGUUUUCGCCUCCUCCUCUCUCAGUCCCCUCCCUCUCUCUAAAUCUCUCACCUUUGAGAUUUUCUUUUACCCAUAUUGAUGGGUGAAAAGUUUGAUUAAUCUUUAGCAGCUAUUUUCAGUCAGUUGUGGUGGGUGGGCCUUUGGCUAUUUCACAAUCUGUUAUGCUGAGGAAGGCUAGUUGUGGAGGAGAGACAAGUAGUAGUAGUUCUUGUGGCUGUUGGGAAGACAGCAGCACAAGAAGGGGGAAGUUUAUCAUCAGAUGUUAUCCACUGAAAACCCUCCACCAUCAGCAGAUGAUUCAGAUCCCCCCACAUGUAGUACUCCUCUUCCUUGUGAAGAAAUCUCACAGCUGAUCAAAAGUGGUGGAGAUGAGAGGGCUUCUUCUGAUGAUAAGGUUCCCUUGCAAGAAGAGGUGGAUCUGUUCAAAUCUGGCCUUGAUUAUGACAACAACCCACUUCCCAAAUUCUCCAUAAGAGAUUAUGUGUUUAGCACCCGGAGCAAGGAUAUCAACACCAACUGGCCAUUUUCUCAGAAAAAUCUGCAACUUUGUUUGAAACAUGGCGUGAAGGAUUUGCUGCCUCCAUUCCAGCCUCUUGAAUCCCUAAGAAACCGGUCUAUAGAGAGAUGCACGGUAGAAACUAGUCUCAUUAACAACCUAAACAUAACUGAUUUGGAUGGGAAGCCAUCUAUCAGUCCUAGUAUGGCGAGUGAUCAUCACUUUGUGUCCACAGCGUCUGAUAAUCCCGGCUCAUGUACACAGAAUCUAGCGUUUGAUUGUGUAGAUAUUGGUUUGGAGGAAUCCAAAGGAGAGAAGAAGAGGGAUAGCGAAGUUCAAGUGACUGCAACUAGUCAAUCUCUUUGUGAGAUAGAUCCAGCUGACAAGUACAAGAGCAAAAACCAAUCUCCAGUUAAGAAGUGUAGACUGAUAGUGAAAGUGGGGAGUGGUGCUGCUGAUCCCAGCUCGAACGAAGAUCAUAUGUCAAAAAGUGUGGCGGUUUCGGAAACAAUGGCUUCGAAUGUUUGCCCGGUUUGCAAGAUCUUUUCCUCCUCUUCCAACACAACAUUGAACGCUCACAUCGAUCAGUGCCUUUCUCCUGAGUCGAAUAUGACGUGGACGCCCAAUUCUCGGGUUGUUAAGCAUAGGAUAAAGCCCAGAAAGAUGAGACUGAUGACGGAUAUCUAUGUAACAGCUCGACACUGCACGCUUGAAGAGCUUGACAGAAGAAAUGGGACGAAUUGGGCAUUGAACACUAGCUUCCCUGCUCAAGAAAAUGUGGAGGAUUGUGUUGAAGAGGAAGAGGAAGAGGAAGAGGAAGAGGAAAGAGUGGCGUCAGUGGAUUUGAAGGAGAAGGGUGAUGAAGGAGCGGUAUAUAUUGAUGCUAAUGGCACGAAAGUUCGUAUUUUGUCAAAGUUUAAUGAUGCAUCAUCAUCAGUACCGAAAAGAGAAGCAGAUAUCGGAACCCGGAAGAUUUUGAAAGGAGGUAGAGGAAGCAAAUUGGACUCAAGCUCCAAGAAAAGGCAUCAUGCCCAGAAACAUCAGAAGUACCUGGAACUUGCUCUGCAAAGCAAGCAAUUUUGCUCUUCCAAACCUCGACGUACUACUGAGGUAAAUGGAAAUGGAGAAAGAAAUUUUUCGCUGGUAGAAAAUUGCGGGAAAGCGGGAAGCCUGCCACAGCCCUUGAAAGCUCAAGAACAGAUCAAACCCAAUGGUUCAGGAACCAUGAUGAAAUGGGCAUGCUCUAAACGAACCGUUCUAUUCAAGAAGCGCAACCUUAAGGAAGACCUUCAUGACGUGGCGCAUAACUUUAGGAAGGAACAUCCAGCUGAAAGUGAUCAACCUUCUUUAGGUGAUUCUUAUGCGGGAAGAAGUUGCGUUAAAAAAACCCCAAACAUGUAUGAGAGCCCACUCUCUUCUCCUGAAAACAGAAAGAGAUUUAGGAACUCAUCGUUCAAAAUGCCCUUUAGUGAAUGCAAUGACAAACCUUGUAUGGCCGAGAAAGUUGGGUUUACCUCAUUUGGGUCUCAAACGGAAAGGUUUCUAGAAUCACCACAGCGCAGUGUGAAGCAGUUUAGAAUAGACAGCACAUCUGCAAAUGCAAGUUCCAAGGGUUUUGCAAAUAACGGAGAACAGUAUGUUCCUUAUCUUGGCAAGCAAACAGUGGAGAUAAAUGCCAAUCUUCGCUCAAAUCCCUCACGUAAUCAUCAUGUACUCUCAUCAAAAGCACCAAAGUUUUCUUCUUUAAAGAAGCACGUGUUGUCAGCCGGUCAGUCAGUUGUGACUAAAUCCAAGUGUAAGGUGAAGAUGAAGUUUACAUCCAAUAAGAAGUCUGGAAUGCGUUGUGCAGCAGAAUCCACAGAGGAGAUUAUGCCAUUGCCCUCAAUGGUGGUUGAAAAACAUGACUCUAAGAAGAAGCAUUCUGAAAAUCCAACUCACGUCCCUGGCAAUGCUUCUCUUGGCAGAAGUGGUGUUCUGAAACUCAGAAAAAAGAGGGGAGCAUUUGGUAUCUCCCACAAUGAGGACUCUAGGCCCUUGAAUUCCGCAGCCGAGUGUCACAGCCAUGAAGUAGGCAAAAAUAUAGAUUCUUCUGUUAGAGUUUGUGGCGAUAUCACGGAUACAUUUGGUGAUAGAGUGAUUUCACCUUCCUUGGGAGUGGAUCUUGGGGACAAUGCUAUGAGUUUGAGCAGAUCAUUAUCUCCAGAGUUCCACAAACUGGGGAGUCCAAGUUUGGGUGAUGAACAGGAGAUGUUUUGUGUAGAUAAAGCUGUCAACAAUUUGAUAGCUGAAAACACCGAUAUGGGGGAAGGAGGAAUGGAUUCUAAAGAUGGGCAAGGAAAUUACUUCUCUGAGGUUGAUCCUAUAUCUAUUCCCGGACCACCUGGAUCGUUCUUGCCGAGUCCUAGGGACAUGGGUUCAGAAGAUCUCCAAGGAAAUUCGUCCAUAACCACGAGCCGGGUUCACUCCUCUGAAGAUCACCAUGAUCUAGUUGAUAGAGAUUCAUCAGAUUCUCCUAUUUCUGCAACAUCAACCGUAUCCAACUCUAUGAUGGCAAGAUCCGAUUCGAAAUCUUCUGAGAGUAUGUUUACUAAAGAUGAGAUUCAUUUGGGCAUAUCUGUUGCCAGUAGCUAUGAUGCUGUUGCACAGAAUAAUACUGCCCCAGUUUUACAGGCAGCAACCAUGCUAUCAGAAAGAGCCAAUCUAAAUGAUAAGGGAUUCACCAGUUUCAGAAAUGACCAGCCGUGUUGUUGCUCACGGAAGGAGGGGAUAUCUCAGGGUGUUUCUUUAAAUUAUCAGGAGUCACAGCUUCUGAGGAGGAGGACCAUGGCGUCAGUGCCCACGGGGAAACAACCGAGUUGUGAUUCAAACAGGAGAUCACCCAACAGUUUGAACUCAAUGCCCGAAAUGAUUCCUAUGGACAAUUUCCCUGGCAUGAAGUCGGCUGUGGGUCCUGUUUCCGUAAAAGUUUCCACUGAUUCUGCUCUAAAUUGCCCAGCUUUUGGCGAUUGUGAUUCUGCUAGUCCAUCUCCAUCUGCUUCCAAUUCUAUGAUCAGGCUCAUGGGGAGAAACUUAAUGGUGGUAAACAAAGAUGAAAAUGCCUCCCAGCAAUUUAAGCCAUUAGUACCCCAGUCAGUUUCUCCCCAUCACCAUCCAAAUCAACAUUUUCAAAAGCUUUCUGGUUUUUCCUCUGGGAAUACUCAAACUGAGGACUUUCCUUCGUUUUAUCGCAUGGUGCAUCAACACCCUAACAUGGGUUUCCCACAAGCAUCAUCAUCCCCUCUUGCUUCUUCGGGCGUCCUUUUCAGCAAAAAUGUGGGUGGAUACCAUUUUCCUAAUGAUCCGUACAGAUCCUGGAAGAGAAAUGCAAAUUCUACUGCCAAAUCCAUGAAGGAGAUCAUUGUAGUUGAUGAGACUCUUCCCGCCAGGAAAGCUGAUUCAGCCGCUGAUAUUGCACCAUUUCCUGAAAACAUGAUGGAAAAUCGGGUAAGUUCAGCUGGGAUUCCUAUUCUAAUGGCUGCUAAUUACAACUCAAGGUACAUGAAUCCUUUGUAUAGUUAUCAGCCACCGGAUUAUACUCCCAACAGUGAAUCCAAAUCUCACAUGACACAAAGUGCUAGCUUUCAAAAUCCCCCUCACAGUAGAGCCAGCACAAGUUCUAGUAAUCUGAGGUCUUCAUCGUACUAUUCUCCAAGCUUUUCAUAACCACCAACUUUGCUACCGGACUGAACUUCACAACGGUGACGUUGAGAGCUGAACAUUGAGUAAUGUUGGAGACUGACUACCGGGAAAUCUGAUGUUUGGAAUCAAUAACUCAUGGCAAAAGUGCUGUGGUUUCAUCAUCAAAGCCUUCGAAAGUUCAGCAGAUGAGUUUCUCAAAUUUGGGUUGUCUUUUAUAAGAGGCUGCUAAGUUAUAUGUACUCAAAACUUAUGGUAGUUUUAAGCACUUUUUGAGGUUUCUGAUCGGGCAGUGACAAAAGCUUUCUGCAGACUAAUGUAUAAGCAAAGUUCUAAUAAGUUACUCUGAGAAACUUUUUCUCUGAUAAAUGAAGAAUGUUAUAUCUUUCCACACAA